Molecule: messenger RNA, 537 nt
Organism: Fraxinus pennsylvanica
Lineage: Eukaryota; Viridiplantae; Streptophyta; Magnoliopsida; Lamiales; Oleaceae
Source: the annotation of a GenBank genome assembly
AUGAGAGAUCGUAUGGAAAGAUUUGCACUAAUUCCAUUCUCCUUCGGCUGUGAUUCUGAUGCAAGUGUUGCAGUUGGCACCACCCAAUUGCCUGAAAAGAAAUACAAAAGCUCAAGUUUGGUUAAAACAAGACAAAAGGAGGGAAAGGGAAAGCCUUCAAGAGAGAAAUCAAUGAAGAAAAGGAGAGGAUUCUUGGCUCUUCCAAAACCACUUUUCUCCAAUGGCUUACGUAGAUUGAUGAAGAAUCUCAAAAGUUUUUCUCAAUUGUUUGUUUACAAGGAAGAGAUGGGGGAAAAGGAACUGGAAAUAGGGUUUCCAACAGAUGUGAAGCAUGUAAGCCAUAUAGGAUUGGAUGGAUCAACUACAGUCAACCCAAUUCCAGAAUGGAAAAAUCGAAAAGCUCCUGAAAUACUUUCAUUUCCUUCAAUUUCUUUAAAACAAUUUGAACUUGCAAUGGCUGCCCAAUCUCAUGGCCCUUUAAGUACUACCACUGCUACCAGAUUUACCCCCAAUAACACUAUGAACUUACAAUGCUAG